UAUUUCUAGAAGCUACCUCUUCAUUCCGUUCCUCCAUUAAUCACUAUAAAUACCUCGUGUCCUCUCUCACCUUCAACAUCAUCGAGCACAAGCAUUUACAACGACAGUUACACCUACAUUCUCUGCUUGCAAGAACUUAAUCAUCAAACAAAGAGAAGAUGUCGCUGAUUCCAAGUUUCUUUGGUGGCAGAAGGAGCGACCCUUUCUCCCUCGACGUUUGGGACCCCUUCAGGGACUUCCAAUUCCCGAGCUCUCUUGCUUCUUCAGAGAAUUCUGCAUUCGUGAACACUCGUGUGGAUUGGAAGGAGACUCCCGAAGCACAUGUGUUCAAGGCUGAUCUUCCUGGUCUGAAGAAGGAGGAAGUGAAGGUUGAGAUCGAAGAUAACAGUGUCCUUCAGAUCAGCGGCGAGAGGAACGUUGAGAAGGAGGACAAGAACGACACCUGGCACCGUGUGGAGCGCAGCAGCGGCAAGUUCAUGCGGAGGUUCAGGCUUCCUGAGAAUGCCAAGAUGGAUCAGGUGAAGGCAUCCAUGGAGAAUGGUGUUCUUACUGUCACUGUUCCCAAGGCGGAAGUUAAGAAACCUGAUGUUAAGCCCAUUCAAAUUACUGGUUAAGCAAAAGUAUGCAGUAUACAGUGAUCUAGUAAUCUCUUGUUCUUGAAUGUUGUAGUGUGCUUUCUGCGUGUCAUGUGAAUAAAUGGGAAAUUGAACGGUGAGGUUCUUGUAUUGUAUUUUCUGCGUGUUUUCGUAAAUACCGAAGCAAUUGGUCUUGUAACGUUUUUAUCUUAUACAUAGUUUAAUAAGAGCAUAAGUAAUUUCCAAUA
This is a messenger RNA of Arachis ipaensis, 823 nucleotides long. RefSeq names its product 17.3 kDa class I heat shock protein. The record is from RefSeq and is a predicted model, not a curated record. Lineage: Eukaryota; Viridiplantae; Streptophyta; Magnoliopsida; Fabales; Fabaceae.